AUGAAAAAAAAAUCUACUUAUAUAUCUGAUACUUACAGAUUCACUAUAUCCAAACAAUUUGAUUGUUUUUUAAAUGAGAAUAAAGUACUGAAGUACAAAAUAAAAAAACUAGAAUCUAAAAUAUCUACCUUAGAAACCAAACCUGCUAGUAUUAUCGAAUCUACUCCAGAAAAUAUAUUUUCUGAAUUACUUGAUAGACAAGCAAGAAGUCGUAAUCUAAUUUUCUUUAAUGUACCUGAGUUACCUUCUGAUUCCAGUUCAAACGAUAUGCAAACUAUACUUGAAGUGUUUCGUCAUAUUGACACUGAUGUUAUUCCUUUAAACUUACUGCGCUUGGGCAAGGUCUCAACUCAAUGUCAACCUAUUCGGAUUACAUUACCCAACCAACAUGAUGUUUUCAAUUUGUUGAAAAACAAAAGCAAAUUACGUAAAUCUGAUAAUUUUAAACAUGUUAGUUUCUCUACGGAUCGUACACUACUCCAACGCAAACAUCUAAAAUCAAUACUGGACGAGUUAAAUUUUAGAAAAUCAAUUGAUGAAAUAGAUAUAUUUAUUAAAUAUGUUAACAAUGUACCAAUCGUCUCAAAAAACGGUGUAACCUAA
Messenger RNA from Metopolophium dirhodum (rose-grain aphid), 603 nucleotides. RefSeq lists its product as uncharacterized. The record is from RefSeq and is a predicted model, not a curated record. NCBI's taxonomy places the organism in Eukaryota, Metazoa, Arthropoda, Insecta, Hemiptera, Aphididae. The transcript has a single exon. The coding region runs from base 1 to 603 and encodes 200 amino acids.